This is a messenger RNA of Arachis stenosperma, 1872 nucleotides long. RefSeq lists its product as uncharacterized. Gene Ontology annotation, molecular function: protein binding. NCBI's taxonomy places the organism in Eukaryota, Viridiplantae, Streptophyta, Magnoliopsida, Fabales, Fabaceae. Bases 1 to 1872 code for a protein of 623 amino acids. The record is from RefSeq and is a predicted model, not a curated record. Gene Ontology annotation, biological process: cell surface receptor signaling pathway. The transcript has a single exon.
AUGUCGAGCAUCGUCAAGGACAUCCUUGCGAGCCCGAUACAGAUGGCGGACCAGAUAUCAAAGUUGGCGGAGGAUGUCCCCAAUUUCAAGGACGAUUGUCAGACACUCAAGGGCAAGACAGAGAAGCUCUCCGCACUUCUCCGCCAGGCCGCAAGAAACAGCAACGAUCUCUACGAGCGCCCCACACGCCGCAUCAUCGAAGACACCGAGCAGGUCCUCGACAAAGCCCUCACCCUCGUGAUCAAGUGCCGCGCCAACACCUUCAUCAAGAGGCUCUUUACCAUCAUCCCGGCCACCGCCUUCCGCAAAACCUUCUUGCAGCUCGAGAAUUCCAUCGGUGACGUCCAGUGGCUCCUUCGCGUCUCGGCUUCCGCGGAGGAGCGCGACGACGAGUAUCUCGGCCUUCCUCCCAUCGCCUCCAACGAGCCCAUUCUCUGCCUCAUAUGGGAGCAGGUCGCCAUCUUACUUUCUGGCUGCCCCGUGGAAGAACGUGCAGACGCUGCGGCUUCCUUGGUUUCCUUGGCUCGUGACAACGACCGCUACGGAAAACUGAUUGUGGAGGAAGGUGGGGUGGCGCCGUUGCUGAAGUUGUUGAAAGAAGGGCGAUUGGAGGGUCAAGAGAAUGCUGCGAGGGCAAUCGGGUUGCUUGGGAAAGAUCCAGAGAGCGUGGAGCAGAUUGUUAACGCAGGUGUUUGCUCAGCGUUUGUGAAAGUCCUGAAAGACGGGCACAUGAAGGUUCAGGUGAUGGUCGCAUGGGCUAUUUCGGAGCUUGCGGCAAACCAUCCCAAGUGCCAGGAUCAUUUCGCCCAGAACAACGCCAUACGCUUGCUUGUUAGCCAUUUGGCCUUCGAGACCAUUCAGGAGCACAGCAAGUACGCCAUUGCCAACAAGAACAAAAUGUCCUCCAUGGACCCCGACGAUGAGCACAGAAAGGCCUCUCUUGAUGAUCAUCGCUACAAACCUGCCCACCCCAUGGGGGGAAAUCACGCCUCUAGCCAGAUGCAAAAUCUGGUUACCAACACAUUCAUGGCGCAGGGGCAACAGCAACAGCAACACCAUCAUGUGUCCAUUGCAGGAACGAGCAUCAAGGGAAGAGAGGCAGAAGAUCCGGCCACAAAAGCACAGAUGAAGGCCAUGGCAGCGAGAGCUCUUUGGCAGCUUUCCAAGGGUAACCUCACCAUCUGCAGGAAUAUAACGGAAUCCAGAGCUCUUCUGUGUUUCGCGGUUCUGCUGGAGAAAGGGCCCGAGGAUGUGCAGUAUUACUCGGCAAUGGCGCUCAUGGAGAUCACCGCAGUGGCAGAGCAGUAUGCAGAGCUGAGACGCGACGCCUUUAAGCCCACCUCCCCUUCCGCAAAGGCUGUUGUGGAGCAGCUGCUUAAAGUGAUCGACAAAGGUGAAUCGAACCUUCUCAUUCCUUGCAUAAGAUCCAUUGGCAACCUAGCAAGGACCUUCCGUGCAACGGAGACUAGAUUGAUUCCCCCAUUGGUGAGGCUUCUUGACGAGAGAGAGGCCCAAGUGUCCAUGGAGGCCGCUAUUGCUCUCAACAAGUUUGCCUGUACCGACAACUUCCUCCACGAGACUCACUGCAACGCCAUCAUCGAGGCUGGCGGUGCCAAGCACCUCAUCCAACUCGUUUAUUUCGGUGAGCAGAUGGUGCAGAUUCCCUCCGUCACUCUUCUGUGUUACAUAGCUCUGCAUGUCCCCAAAAGUGAUAUUCUUGCUCAAGAAGAGGUUCUCAUCGUCCUUGAGUGGUGCACCAAGCAAGCACAUCUAAUUCAAGAUCCUUCCAUUGAGUCACUAUUGCCUGAAGCCAGAAUCAGGUUGGAACUUUAUCAGUCAAGGACUACAAGAGUAGGAGUAGGAUUCCGCUAG